GCACCUCGUCACCCUCUCGGCCAGCCUGGAGCACUAAUUGCCAGAAGCUAUAAACUCCGUCAGCGCAAGUUCUAACCCCGUCGCCCUAAAAGCCAGAGCCCACCGCAGUCCCUCCCACCUCUGGAUCCCCAAGCUCUCCCUCUCCCCUCCGGCCUGGACCGACGACCGCGCCCUCGACCUCGAUUCUCGAUCAAAAGAACAGCAUUCCGGCUGUUUCUUCUCUUUGUCUACUCAGCAACCGUCCCGAUCCCGAUUUCCAGCGUUACCGAGCUCGCCCCGAAGCAACCAGCAGCCGCAGCAAUGGACCACAGCCAGCCCCAAACGCGCGAGCUCAAGGAGAACACGACGAUUGUCGUUCUCGGUGCCUCCGGAGACCUCGCAAAGAAGAAGACGUUCCCCGCGCUCUUUGGCCUGUACCGAAACCAAUUCCUGCCCAAGGGCGUCAAGAUCGUCGGCUAUGCCCGGACAAAGAUGGACCACGACGAGUUCCUGCGACGGGUCAAGUCAUACAUCAAGACGCCCACCCCGGAGAUUGAGCAGCAGCUCCAGGAGUUCACCGAUCUGUGCUCGUACAUCUCCGGCCAGUACGACAAGGACGAGUCGUUUGCAGUCCUCAACGACCACCUCAACGAGCUGGAGAAGGGCUGGCCCGAGGCGCACCGCCUGUUCUACAUGGCGCUGCCUCCCAGUGUCUUCACCAUUGUCUCCCAGCACCUGAAGCGAUGCUGCUACCCGCAAAACGGCAUCGCUCGAGUCAUUAUCGAGAAGCCCUUUGGCAAAGACCUUGCCAGCUCUCGCGAGCUGCAAAAGUCUCUUGAGCCGGACUGGAAAGAGGAGGAGCUCUACCGCAUCGACCACUACCUCGGCAAGGAAAUGGUCAAGAACAUUCUCAUCAUGCGCUUCGGCAACUCCUUCCUCGGUGCCACUUGGAGCAGGCAGCACAUCGACAACGUCCAGAUCACCUUCAAGGAGCCCUUCGGCACCGAGGGCCGUGGUGGCUACUUUGACGAGUUUGGCAUCAUCCGAGACGUCAUGCAGAACCAUCUUCUCCAGGUCCUCACCCUCCUGGCCAUGGAGCGCCCCAUUUCGUUCGACUCCGAGGACAUCCGAGACGAAAAGGUCCGCGUCCUUCGCGCCAUGCCCGCCAUCGAGCCCAAGAACGUCAUCAUCGGACAGUAUGGAAAGUCGCUGGAUGGUAGCAAGCCGGCGUACAAGGAGGACGACACCGUACCCAAGGACUCUCGAUGCCCGACGUUCUGCGCCCUCGUCGCCUACAUUAAGAACGAGCGAUGGGACGGCGUUCCCUUCAUCAUGAAGGCGGGCAAGGCCCUCAACGAGCAGAAGACGGAGAUUCGAAUCCAGUUCAAGGACGUCACCUCGGGCAUCUUCAAGGACAUUCCGCGGAACGAGCUUGUUAUGCGCAUCCAGCCCAACGAGAGUGUCUACAUCAAGAUGAACUCCAAGCUUCCCGGCCUCAGCACCCAGACCGUCGUCACCGAGCUCGACCUGACCUACCGACGCCGGUUCUCCGACCUCAAGAUCCCCGAGGCUUACGAGUCACUUGUCCUUGACUGCCUGAAGGGCGACCACUCCAACUUUGUCCGCGACGACGAGCUCGAUGCCAGCUGGCGCAUCUUCACUCCCCUGCUUCACUACCUCGAGGACAACAAGGAGAUUAUCCCCAUGGAGUACCCCUACGGAUCUCGAGGCCCCGCUGUUUUGGAUGACUUCACCGCUUCAUACGGCUACAAGUUCAGCGAUGCUGCCGGCUACCAAUGGCCGACAACCUCGGCUGCCGCUCCUACCAAGUUGUAAGUAGCCGGAGCCUCUGCGUGUUGGUGCAACAAUGUCUUGUCAUGUAUUGCUUUGGAUCCCAGGCGGAGCAAGCAUAGUAACAAUUCUUGCAGUUAAAA
Messenger RNA from Trichoderma citrinoviride, 1913 nucleotides. RefSeq names its product glucose-6-phosphate dehydrogenase. The record is from RefSeq and is a predicted model, not a curated record. The transcript has 7 exons. Lineage: Eukaryota; Fungi; Ascomycota; Sordariomycetes; Hypocreales; Hypocreaceae. Gene Ontology annotation, molecular function: NADP binding; glucose-6-phosphate dehydrogenase activity. Bases 301 to 1815 code for a protein of 504 amino acids. Gene Ontology annotation, cellular component: cytosol. Gene Ontology annotation, biological process: pentose-phosphate shunt, oxidative branch; glucose metabolic process.